AUGCUAUCUGACAAGAUCUCCCUGUUGCUGCUCGCCACAACUGGCACCUCUGCUCUCUGGAUUGCCGCCGCCGACAUGACCUACUACAACAGCGUUUCUGGGGGUAUUUACCCCUCGCCGAGCUGCCAAGUCGGCAAGGGAGAAACCAGAGACGAAGCCUGGAGCUUGGCCACCAGUGAAGGAACGGAAUCUAUUGCUCUUGGGGGGAUCCUUACGUGCGAUGAACUGAACUACAAGAAAACCAACCAGCUGGGCGGCUUCUGGGAUGACUACGGUACUAUCUUCUAUGAAACUGACGACCGGAUGUGGUACUGCGGCACUGGAGGCGGACAAGGUGCUUGCGACGCUGGAGAGGGCGUUCCCAAGUGA
Messenger RNA from Penicillium bovifimosum, 369 nucleotides. RefSeq lists its product as uncharacterized. The coding region runs from base 1 to 369 and encodes 122 amino acids. The transcript has a single exon. NCBI's taxonomy places the organism in Eukaryota, Fungi, Ascomycota, Eurotiomycetes, Eurotiales, Aspergillaceae. The record is from RefSeq and is a predicted model, not a curated record.